Messenger RNA from Kazachstania africana CBS 2517, 1419 nucleotides. RefSeq names its product Paf1p (gene PAF1). Gene Ontology annotation, cellular component: Cdc73/Paf1 complex. Gene Ontology annotation, molecular function: chromatin binding; RNA polymerase II complex binding. The record is from RefSeq and is a predicted model, not a curated record. Gene Ontology annotation, biological process: transcription elongation by RNA polymerase II. Bases 1 to 1419 code for a protein of 472 amino acids. The transcript has a single exon. NCBI's taxonomy places the organism in Eukaryota, Fungi, Ascomycota, Saccharomycetes, Saccharomycetales, Saccharomycetaceae.
AUGUCCAAAAAGCAAGAUUAUAUUGCCAAAAUAAGAUAUGAGAAUAACUUACCACCUCCCACUGUUCCACCAAAAUUAUUAAAUUAUCAAAUAAAUCCUGAUGAAGACGUUGAUUCUCCACAAUUAAUAACUUCACUUUAUACAAGGACUAAUGUCACACCCCUAGUUGAUAUUAACGGAGACUUGGGCAUGCCAAUGGAUUUGAUGGAAAUUCCGGGUCUUUUAAACAAAAAUGAUACCAGAUAUCUGUACAGUUUCGAUAACGUGAAAUUAGAUCCAAAAGAUAGAAUUCUUCUCAGAGAUCCAAGGGUUGAUAGGCUAACCAAAACUGAUAUGUCUAAAGUUAAAUUUUUAAGGAGAACAGAGUAUGUUUCUUCUACUAUAGCGGCCAGUAAUACCAAGAAAAGACCAAGAAAUAGAUUAGAAGAUGACGAUGAUAAAGUGCUGAACCCCGCUGAGAUCGUCACUAGAGUUGAAAAUACUUUUGAAGCUAUGACGGACGAUUUAUCAAAACUAAGACAUCCUGUUAAGCGCCAUUUGAAAGCAACAAAAGUUUGGAAUUUGAUCCCAGACACGGCAUCUAUGGAUCAAAAUUAUUUUACUUUAAAAUUGGUAGGCAGUGCUGCUUUGGAUAAAAGAGAGAAAGAAGCCUUGGCUUUGAAAACUACUAUUUUCAGACCAGUCGAACUUGAAGAAGACGAAUGGAUGUCUAUGUAUACUACCGACAUGAAAGAUUCAGAAACUUUGGAAAAAAGUAUUGAAAGAGUUAUCGAUGAAAAUCUAACAGCUGAUGACUCCAAUAAAGUUUUUAGAUUUAGAAGAUUAAGAGAUUUCGAUAUGAAGCAAGCAAAAAGUACUGAUAGCAGUUUGAGUGAACUUGCAAUUGUAUUGAACAAUGAAAAAGGCGUCGCUUAUUAUAAGCCUCUACGUACGAGAAUCGAGCUAAGACGUAGACGGGUAAACGAUGUUAUCAAACCUUUGGUAACAGAACAUAACAUAGACCAAUUGAAUAUCUCCUUAAGAAAUCCAACCACAAGUGAGGUUAACACAAGGGAUAGGCUAAGAAUGAAAUUCGAUCCUAUCAACUUCGUGCCUGUAGAUGAAGAGGAAGAGGAGAAGGAAGAAGAAUCGAGAGAAGAUGACAUGAGUAAGGAGAAACAUGAUGAUAAUGAACAACACAAACAUGAAGACUUGGAUUCAACUCAAAACCAAAUUACUGGAAAGGCUGAUUCUAAGGAAGAUGAAGUCGAAAAGGCAACGCAACACCAAGACAGCCAAGAAAAUAGCUCUCAAAAGGCAGACAACGGUCAAAUGCAGGAGGAACCUGAAAACAAACAGGAAGAUAGUUCCACAAAGGAUUUUGAAAAGGAAAGUAGCGAAGAUACUGUAUCAGAAAAGGAAGAAGUAGUAACUUUAUGA